This is a messenger RNA of Helicoverpa zea (corn earworm), 505 nucleotides long. RefSeq names its product beta-1,4-galactosyltransferase 1-like. The transcript has 4 exons. Lineage: Eukaryota; Metazoa; Arthropoda; Insecta; Lepidoptera; Noctuidae. Gene Ontology annotation, biological process: carbohydrate metabolic process. The record is from RefSeq and is a predicted model, not a curated record. Gene Ontology annotation, molecular function: glycosyltransferase activity. The coding region runs from base 94 to 492 and encodes 132 amino acids.
GCUUAGAAAGAGGGGUGCAAAAGUCACUGGUACUAAGGAAAAAAGCUCGUUGAAAGAGCAUCGUAUAUUCCGUUACUCGGAGGAGCUAUAGCUAUGACACCGGAGCAGUUUUCCAAAUUCAACGGAUUUUCCAAUCUUUACUGGGGAAACGAUGCAGAUUAUUACGAUUUGUACAACAGAAUAAACAUGACGAACUAUUACAUAGAGAACAGUAAUCCAGUAGUCGGGAAGUAUAAAACCAUAAGAAAAGGUUUAGCUUUAUGGCACAAGUCCGAAUUCAUGACAACCCCGUCGCCCUUAUAUUUAUUGGACGGCUUAACAACCCUAUCUUAUUCCGUGGACAGUUUUGAACUCAGGCGCUUCUACACAUAUCUACAAGUUAAUAUCGAUACAGAAAAUGAUAAUAAAAUGAAAACCGACCAGAUAAACACUGUGUUGCAUCCAGUAACGUAUGAAACUACGCCAGAACCAAAAACAACUGAAAACAAAUAAAUGGUUAAUAACC